UUUCAUGACAAAGCAAACAUUUAUCCUAAAAAAUGAGCCCAUUAUAAAAUGAGGCUUCCUGGUUUGAGCUCUUGCAGUUACUUCUAGUCUCUUUUCUUUAGGAAUAUUGCACCCAACAUUGAUCAUGUUUAAAACUGGAAACAGGAUCACUUUCUAUGAAGGCAAGAAUUUCCAAGGAUGCCGCUAUGAGUCUGAUAGGGAUUGUUUGGAUUUCCACACUGACUUGAGCCGUUGCAAUUCCAUCCGUGUAGAAAAUGGUGUCUGGGUUGUUUAUGAGCAGCCAAAUUUUGCAGGAAACAUGUAUGUUUUAACCCAUGGAGAAUAUCCUGAAUAUCAUUGCUGGAUGGGCCUGAAUGAUAGAGUCAGCUCCUGCAAAUCUAUUCAGUUGACUGGUGGAGACAAAUAUCAGAUCCAGCUCUUUGAGAAGGGUGACUUUAGUGGUCAAAUGCAUGAAUCUGCAGAGGAUUGCCCUUCUGUGAUGGAGAAGUUUCACCUGCCAGAAAUUCAUUCUUGCAAAGUUCUGGAUGGGGCAUGGGUUUUCUAUGAACAUCCCAACUUUCGUGGCAAGCAGUAUUUCCUGGAGAGAGGAGAAUACAGUAAACCCAUGGAGUGGGGAGCUGCAACCCCACUGGUCCAGUCCUUCCGCCAUAUUGCAGAAUAAUAAAUUGCAUGGAGUCUGAAGCUGAUAUGAUAGAGACUUGAUGCCAUACUUGUGGGCUUCAUGCUGCCUGUCAUUAUUCGUGGUAUAUGUGUCCCUUUGAGUGAUCCUUUAAAGGAGAUGACUAAUCUCUGCACUGCUAUUUUGGAAAGAUAAUUAAAUUUAUUUAGCAUCAAAA
Messenger RNA from Pantherophis guttatus, 836 nucleotides. It is a transcript of the gene CRYGS, whose product is annotated as crystallin gamma S. Lineage: Eukaryota; Metazoa; Chordata; Lepidosauria; Squamata; Colubridae. Gene Ontology annotation, molecular function: structural constituent of eye lens. Gene Ontology annotation, biological process: visual perception; lens development in camera-type eye. The record is from RefSeq and is a predicted model, not a curated record.